UGACGUUGCAGCGGGGCUCGCUGGACCACGCGUGUUACGAGUAGUUGAAUUUAUUUCUAAAUUUAUAGUGAAAUACACUGAUGAUUUUUAUAUGGAAUUUUAAUAGUUUCAGGGCUUAAUUAACCUUAUUUUACGACUGAAUGUACUGUCGAUGAUGUCUUUGCCGGAGAUUAAUGAAAAUAAAACUGACCAGGAAUCAAAACCUAUGGUCGCUGAUGAAGAGAUGGAUGACUUUAACCCAAUUUUUGAAGAUGAUGGAGAGGAGGAGGACGCAAACCAGAAGAUGAACCGUGAAGUUGAAGCUAUUGAACUGGACCCUUUUACAGAAGAUGGAUUUGAGAAAAAAAAGAAAAAAUGUCUUCCUGGUAUAUUGUAUUUGGGGCACAUUCCUCCUAGGAUGAGACCCAAACAUGUACGGAAUAUGCUGAGUUUGUAUGGGGAGAUUGGUCGGAUAUUCCUCCAGCCUGAAGAUCAUUGUAUUAAAAGAAAGAAAAAGAAAGCUGGAAGUAAGUCAACCAGUUUCACAGAAGGCUGGGUGGAGUUCAGAGACAAGCGGAUCGCCAAGAGAGUGGCAGUCAGUCUGCACAACACACCAAUGGCCAACAGGAAGAGAAGCCCUUUCAGCAGUGACCUGUGGUGCAUAAAGUACUUACACAGGUUCCAGUGGUGCCAUCUCAGCGAGAAAUUGGCUUAUGAACAGACCGUUUUUCACCAGCGUAUGAGGACAGAAAUAUCUCAGGCCAAGAAGGAGACAAACUUUUACCUGGCCAGUGUGGAGAAGAGCCAGAACAUUCAGAAACUCAAAAAGAAGAAGGAAAAGAAGGGAGAGGUUGUGGAAGAGAAGAGCUGGAACUUUAAACAGCGGCCUACAGAAAUGGAAAUCCAAAUGAAACGCAUCAAGGAUAAAGGCAUGUCUGAAAAGGCUCAAGAGAAGAGCAAAGCCAUUCAGGAGAAGUCCCAGUCCAAUGUGUCGCUCCUGGCAAAGAUCUUCAACCGUGGCAGGGCUCAGGAUUGAGAUCAUUGUUCAGCAGUAUUAAAAGGACAUUUCACCCAGAAAUAAAAACCUUUGCAUCCUUUACAUACCCAUUCCAAACAUGUAUGACUUUCAUUCUUAUGCAGAACCCCAAAUAAAAUAUUUAAAGAAC
Triplophysa dalaica is the source of this 1145-nucleotide messenger RNA. RefSeq names its product activator of basal transcription 1 (gene abt1). The transcript has 4 exons. Lineage: Eukaryota; Metazoa; Chordata; Actinopteri; Cypriniformes; Nemacheilidae. The record is from RefSeq and is a predicted model, not a curated record. Gene Ontology annotation, molecular function: RNA binding. Gene Ontology annotation, cellular component: nucleolus. Gene Ontology annotation, biological process: small-subunit processome assembly; endonucleolytic cleavage to generate mature 5'-end of SSU-rRNA from (SSU-rRNA, 5.8S rRNA, LSU-rRNA); endonucleolytic cleavage in 5'-ETS of tricistronic rRNA transcript (SSU-rRNA, 5.8S rRNA, LSU-rRNA). The coding region runs from base 152 to 1015 and encodes 287 amino acids.